AUGACUCGGCCACGGGUUCCUGAUGACAAACGUCUACGCAUUGCCCAGGCAUGCGGCUUUUGUAAGACUAGAAAACAAAAGUGUGAUGGAAAGGUUCCUUGUAGCCUCUGCAUACGCAAGAAAAAUGCCGAUAACUGCGUCUACAACCCAGCGCAUCGCAGGAAUGCCGGCGUUGCAAGCAAGCGGCAGCGGAUGGAAGAAGAUGCUUCUCUAACUACUCCAGUUUCUCCAACAACAAAAUCGGAAUCACCCAAGAGUCCUUGUUUAGACGCUGAUACACCGGCGUCUACUACAACAAUUCCAACCUCUUCCAGUGCACACAACGGGUUUGGCUCUAAUUUUGGAUACAGCCCAGAGGCAUAUGUUGUCACGACACCCAAUAAGGAUCCAAUACAAUCACGACCAUCAUCAAACACCUCACAGCAGGUGGACUGGGGUGCACCUGUUGACGAAUCCUGGAGUAACAAGCUUCUGGAAGGCGUCCACUCUUGGAGAGAUGUUCGCAUUCCCUCACAUCUUUAUGCCACUGAACGCAUGCUUGGAUUGCCACUGCCGGAAGGUGAUACUACAAAUCUACUGGGAUGCUCCAGUCACUUGGCAUAUCUCGAUGCUUUGAGAAAUGUUCUUGAAGUUACUGGCAUGCCCAACCCUUUGCAUAGACCUUUUGAUGCACGCUUCCGGCUUAUGGAGCUCCCACCAACUUUUAAACAACCGUCGGUAGCGUUACCAGUGCCACUACCUCCAGAGAGACAACUAUACCAUCUCGUCGAGGCGUUCUUGAUCAAUACCCAAGGCUUGAUACAAGUCUUUGACGAAGAAGCUACCUUGAACUUGACUGCACUGAAGAUAAUUUCAGAAGGCAAUCAGGACGCAAAGGGUCGCGUACUUCUCUACCUCGUUAUAGCGAUAGGGCUCGUAAUGGCUGGGCCCACCGCUGAAUCUUACGAGCUAGAGCUGGAUGCUGAAGCAUAUUUCCAAAGUGUCGAGGCACUCAUGGGCACUCUGACCAAGGAUAUAUGGGCAGUACGAGUUCUUUUAUUAAAAGCUAUGUAUGCCUUAGCUGUGGUACGGAGGAACGAAGGCUAUGAACACCUUGGUCGCGCUGGCUUGCUUGCGCAGCAGCUAGGAAUGCACAGAGAGGAGCAAAUUCUCAUGCGAUACGAUGAGAUAAUGAAAAACGGGAGGCCCUGGAGCUUCAAUGCCAACAUUGGCCGACUCAGGAGAAACGUCUGGCGAAGUCUCCUUCUGCUCGAUCGCUUCGUUGCUGCUCAACUGGGUCGACCGCCAGUUGUGGCCGACGUGGUUGCUUUCCCAGCACCACCCGAGGAUGUUGAUGGCGACCUUAGCAGCCUGGGGUCGAGUAUCCGUGGGGUUGAAGUACUAAGCACAAUCCUCUCUGGAAUUUUCAACAAGUCGGAGACAUCAGCAAUGGAAGCCGCUGAGAUCGCCGGCCAAGAUGUCGACUGGCCGUACAUGAAUGACAAAUCAGCCAUCACCUUCCAUUCUUCCCAGUCACCCCCAACCACACCUGCAGAAUUGCAACGCUGCGCUAUUCAUAAUGUCCACUACAGACUAUUGCAGCUACAUUCUGUCAUUCUGUUGGGUCGGCCGUUCAUGCUCUUCGACGCCCAUAUCAAGGGUUAUGAAACCCACCCACUGUCUGGAGACGGAGAGAAAUUCCCCCGGGACGCAAUAGAGGCAUCUUACAAGUCCAUUGCGAUUGUUUGGAGUGCAAUGGAGGAAGGUUUCCUAUCCAGGCGCGAUCCAUUCAUAGUCUACUGCAUGAACUCGGCCAUUCUCAUCGUACUCAGCCAGGAGAUCUCAUCCGAAACGUGGAAGCGUAGCGCAGACCCUGUAUUACGUGGCGACGGACAAGUCAUGGCCAUGCAGAAGUCCAUCGCUGUACUUGAGUACAUGUCGGAGCGCGAGCCACAGAGUAAACACAUGCUGGGAAUUUUCAGGUAUCUAUGCAGCAAGUGCAAGAACCCCCAGCUGGCUUCGUUAGCUCAUGGGCAUGCUAUGCCGCAGACCCCCGAAGUCUUGGACUCGCCGGUCGAGUCUAUUGGGUCGCUACCUUGCCGUACACAAUACGUGCCUUCGUCAAUCCAUGGCCAAGGAACCUCGGUGUUCUCGGAAAGGAUAAAGCCCGGGCUGGAUGGCCCCCUGGAAAUCUAA
Messenger RNA from Pyricularia grisea, 2175 nucleotides. RefSeq lists its product as uncharacterized. Lineage: Eukaryota; Fungi; Ascomycota; Sordariomycetes; Magnaporthales; Pyriculariaceae. Gene Ontology annotation, biological process: DNA-templated transcription; positive regulation of transcription from RNA polymerase II promoter by galactose. Gene Ontology annotation, cellular component: nucleus. The coding region runs from base 1 to 2175 and encodes 724 amino acids. Gene Ontology annotation, molecular function: zinc ion binding; DNA-binding transcription factor activity, RNA polymerase II-specific; RNA polymerase II cis-regulatory region sequence-specific DNA binding. The record is from RefSeq and is a predicted model, not a curated record. The transcript has 7 exons.